AUGAUAAAAAAAUACAAUUUAAGCAUUUUUAAUAACUUGUUAUUCAUGUCAAAGCCAACGUUGAGAAUGGUUUAUAGACCACCAUUAAAAACACUGACACCUCGUCGAUUAAUAACAAGGACACAACCAACACAGUCACAGUCACAACUGCUAUCACAGCCACAGCCACAGUCACUAUCACAACUGCAGACACUGCAACCAACACAGUCACAACCACUGCAAUUAUCACAGCCACAGACACCACAACCAACACAGUCACAGUCACAACUGCUAUCACAGCCACAGUCACUGCCACUAUCACAACUGCAGACACUACAACCAACAGAGUCACAACAAAAUUUACCAAUCCAAUUGUCGUUUAAUAUUAAUGAUGUUGAAAGACCAACUAGAAUAACGGAAUCACAAUUUUUCAUUAACACGACAUUAAAUGACGGAGAAACAGUUUAUCAGCCAAAGGCAGAUAUUGUUAGCUCUCAAAUUGCUUCACAUUUAAUGGAAGAAUGUUUCUCAUUUAAUUGUAUUGAUUUCGGUAGCGAAAAUUCAAUUACUUCAUCUUUUUCUGAUGAAAAAAAUGUUUGGGAACGCCAGUUUAAUUUACAUACUUGCAAGUUUCUUACUGGUUUUGAACUUGAAGAACUUGUUAACCUAUUUGAUAUCAUUGUUAGCAAUGCCACGUUUACAAAAGAAAACACGUUCAAACAAAAAGGAGUGAUUGAUCAAACGCUUUUUAAACAACACAAAAAGUCGAAACUUGCAUAUCAUGAACAAUUUGUGUUGAUGUUGACAUUUUUCCAUACAAAAACGACACAUGUUGAAUUAUAUGAACUCCUUUAUGGUAUGGAUACAACAAAAAAUAAAAACACGAAAAUAAAAUUUAUUUCAGAUAAUUUAACUAAAGCCAUAAUUAAAUUUCAUCCAAAAAUAUACAAAUCUUUGAUAUUAUCAGUUCAAAAUAUACCAGAAACUCAAUUAGAACACGUCGCUGUAAGAAAAAAUCCAUUAUAUUUAAAAAUAGAACCCAAAUUAAAAAACACAUACUAUAUUGUGGAUGGUAGAGACCAACCAAUACCGACUCAACGUGUCUCCAAAGUUAUUCAAAAAGACUAUUACUCAUUUAAAAGUAAUUCGAGUUCAAUGAGAACACAAGUUUUUGUCAACAGAAAUGGUUUUGCAGUCCACGUACAAGAGUCCACACCCGCAUCAGUACACGACUCGACUUCUGUAAAACAGGAUUUGUUAAAUGUUUUGUUUUAUGGAAACAAAUUGUUUCUUGGUGAUGGGGGAUACGCUGGAUGUUGCAAGUGUGUUUACCCAAUUACAACUUCAUCCAAGAAAAAAACAUACAGUUUCGAUGCAACCACGUUAUUGAAGGUAGAAGGUUUACAAGAAAAAUUACAAGGAAGAUUUUCUGGUUUGAUUGUCCAAGGUGUGUUUACUGGCAAAUUUGAGAGUACCUCUGGUUUGAAUAAAGUGUGUUUUUCCAAAUGUGUAUUUAAAACAAACUACAACAUUGAUGACAACAAUGAAUUUUCGUUUGUCAAUAAUGGUGUUGUAAAGAAAGGGUCGCUUAAUGGAAUCUCUCAAUUCAAUAACACCAAAUUUAAAAGACAAUUAUUGAAGGUUUAUCAUGGUAAAGUCUUACUUGAACUUAGAAACUCGUUUAUUUCGAGUUGUAGAAUUGUGGUUGAAAAUCACUUUGCUCGUUUGGUCACCUGUUUUCCAAGAAUGGAUGCAGUUUGGAACAAUAAUUUAACCCUUUACAAACUCUCAGUUCAAAUUUGUCAUGGUCUAACAAACUAUUUAAUUUCUUUAAAACCUUUGAGAGACCCCAUUGGUGAUGAAACAAAAUUGCCAAAAACGGCAAAGAAAUGUCUCCAAAUUUUGAAUAGAGUUGAAGAAAUAAACUAUUCAACUGAAAGUGAUGAUUGUUUCCUUUUUGAUGAAAGUGAAAUCAUUUGA
Molecule: messenger RNA, 1959 nt
Organism: Entamoeba invadens IP1
Lineage: Eukaryota; Evosea; Mastigamoebida; Endamoebidae
Exons: 1
Coding region: 1-1959 (652 amino acids)
Source: RefSeq, a predicted model, not a curated record